ACCUCUAGCUCUUGUUUAUUUAUGAAUGGGAAUGAACUCCUCUUUUCUCCAUCCUUUCAUUUAAAGAAGAUCCAUUGAUUCUCUGUCUUCGUAUAGUGUCGUUCUCUGUUCCCUCUUAAAAGCCAUCCUUUUGUCCUCAUCCAUUUACUCUGGCUUGGCUUGUUUGUUGUCUGGGGUAACGCUGUUGCUGGGGAUGAUGUCAGAACACAUUCAGCUCUCAGUAGCCCUGUUUAGGAUUGGCUUUUACACGUGUCUCCAGAAGUUGUGUUGUAUGACCCCCCCUCCUGCUAGACCAGAGUAUGAUGUUGUGUGCAUUGGACUGAGUGGAGCUGGCAAGACCAGUCUGUUAUCUCGCUUGUGCAAUGAGAUCAGUGAUGGCACAGUACCAACCUCAGGUUUCAGCAUCAAGGCAUUGCCAUUUGAAAAUGCGAUACUGAAUGUGAAGGAACUAGGAGGAGCUGAAAGCAUCAAGAAAUACUGGAACCGAUAUUAUCAAGGUUCCCAAGGUGUGGUGUUUGUCCUCAACACUGCCGCAUCAGAUGAAGAGAUGGAGGCGUCCCGGUCUGAGCUCCAUUUGGCCAUGCAGCAUCCUCAGCUGUGUACCCUUCCAUUCCUUAUUCUCGCCAACCACCAGGAUUCACCAACUGAGAACUGGGAAAGUAAAAAGUGGUGGGCCAGUGAAGGGAAUAAGGAAGGGUGGGAGGUGUCCUUUCACUGGCCCCCUGAGCCCCAUUGUGUGGUCUGCUUUGCCACCAACCAGACCUCCUCCAACCGCCAAGAAUCCGCUCCAGAAAGUUCUCCUUCGUCUCUGCUGGUCCCGUUAAGCUCUCCAUUGUCUCCAGAGUCUCUGUCACCUCUGCUGGUCCCGUCCAGCCCUCCUUUGUCUGAGUCCCCAAAGUUAGCCCUGCUCCUCCAGAGCGUCCCCCAGAAUUCCUAG
Messenger RNA from Carassius carassius (crucian carp), 937 nucleotides. RefSeq names its product ADP-ribosylation factor-like protein 15. Bases 194 to 937 code for a protein of 247 amino acids. Gene Ontology annotation, molecular function: GTP binding; GTPase activity. NCBI's taxonomy places the organism in Eukaryota, Metazoa, Chordata, Actinopteri, Cypriniformes, Cyprinidae. The record is from RefSeq and is a predicted model, not a curated record. The transcript has 6 exons.